Aspergillus mulundensis is the source of this 7275-nucleotide messenger RNA. Its product is annotated as putative THO complex component (Rlr1). The record is from RefSeq and is a predicted model, not a curated record. Gene Ontology annotation, molecular function: mRNA binding. The transcript is spliced from 2 exons. NCBI's taxonomy places the organism in Eukaryota, Fungi, Ascomycota, Eurotiomycetes, Eurotiales, Aspergillaceae. Gene Ontology annotation, cellular component: THO complex part of transcription export complex. Gene Ontology annotation, biological process: mRNA export from nucleus; mRNA processing. Bases 1 to 7275 code for a protein of 2424 amino acids.
AUGGCUCCAGGUGCCGGCGGCAAGAGGAAGAAAGUCGAUAGGUCAUGGUCCACUGACUCCACGAACGACGGUCAACGGCCUUCUCCCCAUCGCCCCGGCAAUCUCAUCAUGGCGCAACAGAACCACGGCUCGCAUUCCCCCCAGGCUCGGGAUUUCUCUGAUGGGCGGGGAAGGGCACGGAGACAGUCUAGUCGCGGUGGAAGACACAAUGCGGGUCGAGUGCCGAGCAACGAUGGUCAAAAUUUUACGAGUGGUCGAAGGGACACAGAGCCCACUGGUAGAGAAGCGUCGGAGCAAGUGAAAACCAACGGAGCAACACCGUCGUCGCAGCCACAAUCAUCUCAAUCACCUUUACCCCCCGCGGCUUCAGUUCAACCCCAUUCGCAGUCACAGCAGCCGUCGCAAACCCAAACACAGUCACAGUCAACCCCAACACCGCAGACGGAGAUGUCGCCGGCCGUGCCCGCACAACCACCGAAGAAACCUCUACCGCCUUAUCGAUAUGACUACAUAUUGGAUGAUACGAGGAACAACUGGGCGGCAGGUGGAAGACAGACGAUUGUUGAGCGCGGGGUACAGGCAAGGAAUGACGAAGAUAUCGUGACCCUUGCCUCUGUCUACCAGGAGCUCAUUCGCUGUGCUCUUGAUGGACGAUUACCUGCCGAAGAAGCUGGUGCAACAAUCAAGGAUAUCAUUGGGGAUGAGGUUGCCGCUGACGAUGUUGACAUGCAUAGCCAGGAGCAGCCGUCGGCCUCCCUCGAUACCAGCACUUUCUUCCUCGAUACCCUGUCUAUCGUGACUGAUUCAGACACCACAAAUCAUGCGCUCAAGCCUCUAGUAUUCUCCACCGGAAUCAACCCUGCCCUUAUGCGCCUGCAACUCGAAACACCUCUAAUUCAGUCGCUUGGUCUUGUGCAAAACACAUUUGCGCGUAUGGGAAUCCGGAAGCAGACGAAUCUUCUUUAUCGGCAAUCAAAUUACAACCUUCUUCGCGAGGAAUCUGAAGGCUAUUCUAAGCUACUAACAGAACUUUUCACAACGAGCAAUAAUGAGCCCCCUACCGGCGAAGUCGUCGAGGAUACAUUCGAAAGGGUAAAGGCGAUGAUAGGUGCCUUUGAUAUGGACGUCGGCCGUGUACUUGACGUUACGCUUGAUGUUUUCGCAGCUGUAUUGGUCAAGCAAUAUCGCUUUUUCGUUAAGCUUUUACGGGCAAGCUCCUGGUGGCCCAAAGAGGACGCAUCCCAUGGCAGUGAUGGGAGAUCGCGAGAUUCUGGGCUUCCGAAUUGGGCUUUACCAGGGUCACCGAUAUGGUCAACAACCGACGAAGAACGUGCUGCAGCCACGGAAGCGAACUCCCAACGAGAUCGAGAAUUCUGGGAUCGGGUUCGCGAAGUCAAGAUCCGAGCCUUCUUCGAGAUAGGUCGCAGACCAGUGUCGGAAGCGGAACUCAAGCAAUUGAUCCCCGAGUCCAAUAACUUGACCCCAGAGGAAAUCGACACCCGCAAAUGGAUCCAACAAACAGGCACACUACCACCUAAAGGAAGCAGAGUAGCUGCACAACUCCUGGGUUUCAAGCUCCGUUUCUACUCCUCUCCUGCGCGGGCCAAAUCAGAUGUGCUUCCGGAUAACCUCAUCUAUCUCGCUGCAUUGUUGAUCAAAGUCGGCUUUAUCUCCCUUCGUGACCUUUACCCUCACCUCUGGCGGCCUGACGAUUCUAUGGACGUGUUAAAGGAGGAGAAGCUGAAGGAAAAGGCUGAGAGGGAGAGGGCAGCGCGACCCGGUGGUGGAAUGAAUGCUCUUAUGGCUGCCGGCGCUCUUUCAGACGACACCUUACCUAUCCCACGGAUUAGAGAGUCCGAAGCUCGGUCAUCAACUCCGGGGAAGGACCAAGAGGCGGAGAAGGCAGCUGCAACAAAAGCGGAGGAGAGUGACCUACCUGAGCCAUCAGAUCAAAAGGUACUUCUCUUGAAGAGCCUACUCACGAUUGGUGCCAUCCCUGAAUCCCUAUUUAUUUUGAGCAAAUUCCCUUGGCUCAUGGACGUCUAUCCUGAGCUUCCCGAAUACAUACACCGUAUCCUUCAUCACUGUCUAAGCAAGGUCUAUGCUUCCGUGCGCCCUCUACAACCGAUCGAUGAGCUUCGAGACCAGAAGCAAAUACCGAGUCAUGACCAGGCAGGCGUGCCGAAGGGCCACAUCAAACUAAUCGAGGCGCCCCAGAGACGGACACUGCGAUGGGCUCAGCUGGAUAAGGAAGACACGAACGAUGGAACUGACUAUAGGUUUUACUGGGAUGACUGGUCCGACAACGUUCCCAUCUGUCAGUCGAUUGACGAUGUCUUUGCUCUUUGCGAGUCGUUCCUAAACAUAUCUGGGCAUAAGAUCGGACAAGAUUCCAGCCUGCUAACGAAACUGGCCAGAAUUGGGAAGUACAGCCUCGUUAAUGACGACUCCAUUGAAAACAGGGCACGAUGGCAAGAUUUGUGCAAACGACUAUUGGUCCCUGCUAUCAGUCUUACCAAGGCGAAUCCUGGCGUGGUGAACGAAGUUUUUGAUCUCAUUAGCUUUUUCCCUCGGGAUGCUCGGUAUAAUAUGUAUGCUGAGUGGUACUUCGGUCAGACUUCUCGACUCCCUGACAUACAAUCUGCCUUCGACCAAGCGCGAGCGGAAACCAAAGAUGUCCUCAAACGACUGAGCAAGACCAAUAUUCGUCCAAUGGCUCGUGCGUUGGCCAAGAUUGCCUACGCAAACCCUGGUAUCGUCAUUAAUGUUGCCAUCGGCCAGAUCGAGUCGUACGAAAACCUUAUCGAAGUUGUUGUGGAAUGUGCGCGUUAUUUUACAUACCUUGGCUACGACAUACUUACCUGGGCGCUGAUCAGCUCCCUUGGGCAGAAGGGCCGCAGCCGAGUCCAGGAGGGUGGUCUGCUCACAAGCCGUUGGCUCAAUGCCUUGGCCACCUUUGCUGGUAGAACGUUCAAGCGGUAUUCAGUGAUGGACCCGAGCCCAGUGCUGCAGUACGUUGUUGAGCAACUGCGCCAAAAUAACUCCACGGAUCUUAUCAUCUUAGAACAAAUGAUCAGUUCGAUGGCCGGCAUCAUCACCGAUUCGAACUUUAAUGAUUCUCAAAUCCAGGCAAUGGCCGGUGGUGAAAUCCUGCAAUCGCAAACCAUCCUACAAUUGCUGGACAAACGACACGAAUCAAAAACCACAUCGAAGCGGCUUAUGAAAUCGCUUACAACCUCAAAACUUGCUGGCCAGUUGCUCAUCGCGAUAGCACAAGAACGACUCACCUGCAUCUUCAAGGAAUCGGAGACUUCCUCUGAGCUCAAGUUACUGGGUAACAUAUUUGAUGAGAUCCACCGUAUCUUGGCCCAGUACCUGGAUCUCCUCCGCAGCAACCUGUCAGUGGAGGAUUUCGACUCGUUUGUUCCUGACACUGCGUCUCUCAUCAGAGAUUUUGGCAUCCAGCCUGAGAUCGCGUUCUGGAUUCGACGCCCUAGCGUCGCGCACAAGGUUAUUGAUUUGGAAAAGACAUCACAGGAUACGACCAGCGCAGCUAAGAAAGAGAGCCAAGAUGUCCCUGCUCUAAAGGCAGAGGUUGAAAAGAUGGAGGGCACUGAUGAUACCGAAACCCCAAAAGCACCUGCCGAUGAAGGUCAAAUGGAAGUCGACGAAGAACAAACUGCUCAGGAUGCCGAGACAACUCUGGACCAAAAACCUUUCGAUAGCCCCGAAGCCCCUGAAUACCCGGCUCCUAACCCUGUGAUGCAAGACCUCCAGGAUCAAAUCAGGUCCGUGUUACCUGCGGAGACUUGGAGCGUAGUUGGGUUGCCUUUCUAUGUCACAUUCUGGCAACUCUCAAUUUACGAUGUUCAUAUUCCUCAAAAAUCAUACGAAGAGGAGAUUGAGCGAUUGAAAAAGAAGGUGGUCUCGAUCGGCAAUGAUCGCUCCGAUAUCAGUCUUGCAGGGACCCAGAGAAAGGAGAGAGAGAAGAAGCAAACCACUCAGCUUCAGGACCGGAUACUGGAAGAGAAUAAAGCGCACCUUGUGGCGUACGGCCAAACAAGACAAAAGCUACAAAAGGAAAAGGAGGGUUGGUUUGUUGGUAUGCGGGGAAAGGCCGAUCUGCUACAUAUCGCUCUGUUGGAGCAGUGCUUUUUGCCGCGUCUUCUUUUAUCCCCUAUCGACGCGUUUUACUGUUUCAAGAUGAUGAAAUUCCUUCACACAACUGGGGCCCCCAAUUUCCGCACCGUUGGUCUUCUGGACCAGCUGUUCCGGGAGCAGAGGCUCACAGCAUUAAUUUUCCAGUCCACCUCGAGGGAAGCCGAUAAUCUUGGUCGUUUCCUGAAUGAGGUCCUUCGCGACCUUGGGCGCUGGCAUGCCGACAAGGCUGUCUACGAGAAGGAGGCGUUCGGCACAAAAAAGGACCUCCCCGGUUUCGCUAUGAAUGUUGACCCUGAAGGCAAGCCUACGACCUUUCUCGACUAUGAAGACUUCCGUCGCCUGCUGUAUAAAUGGCACCGUCUCCUAUCUUCUGCCCUGAAGAUCUGUCUGAAUGGGGGCGAGUACAUGCACAUCCGCAAUGCCAUCAGUGUUCUAAAGGCCGUCGUCCAGAACUUCCCGGCUGUCAACUGGAUUGGUCGAGACAUGCAUACAAGCGUGAAUAACCUUAGCCAAAAUGAUGAGCGAGACGAUGUGAAGAUUCCUGCUGCCUCCCUGAUUGGUGAUCUCAACCGUCGUGAGAAGAAAUGGAUGCUACCCCAGGCUUUUAUGAUCGCCAACCAGCCAGUCCCUGGAAAGGGCAGUCAAUCAACUGGGAGAGCAACUCCUUCUCGGCCUGACUCGACAACUCCCACUCCUUUCAAUGCUGCUGCCCCAGAGUUCAAGCCCUCUGGUGAGACUGAAUCAAAGAGUGCCGCCAGAGUGGAGGGAGCUACGAGACAGGAAGUUGAGGAUGGAGAGAUCGAGGAUGCUAAAAUGGCAGAUGCGCAAAAAGAUGGAUCGAGUGCGCAGCCACCGGCUCAAAAGCCGGCCGAACCAGAACCGCAACAGACAGACAAAGCAGCUAGCGAAGCCCCAGCUAAUGAGAACCGUCUGACAGGUGGUCCUGAUACAACAACGAAGGAAGCGCCCAGCAAUACCACUCGUAAGGGUCAGACUGGAGGAGCCGCUAUGCCUCAUUCACGGCCCUCCCCUGCGUCUGCUGCGAAUCAAGCUCCUAGGGGCCCUGAGUCUCGAAGGCAAGCGAAUCUCCCAAAGCCGCUUGAAUCGGACCGAACACCAGGCGGAAGCCAGGUCUCGCGUUCUCAGCAGCAUACACCAUCUCACCCUUACCGGGACGAAAGGGGUCUACCGCCACGACCGGAUCUUCUAGAUGACCGACGAGACCGUCUACCGGAUUAUGGUCGGGGUGGUCGUUUGCCCGGCGAUCGGGAUUUCAGUCGCUCAUUCGAACCGCCUAUCAAUGACAGCAGGGGCUUCGGCCGCCUGGAUAGGGAUCUCUCUUUCAGACCACCUAUAGACGAACCAUUCCGUGCGCCCUAUCGUGAACGUACUGGCCGGCCCCGCCCUUCAGACCCUCGCGAGGGUCUUCCCGGUCCAAGACCUGGUCCGCAGACGCAUCCUGACCGUGCAGACCUCAUUCACGAUAUUUCAGAUAAACCAGGCGACGGCUAUCGCCGUGGAGAACCAAUGCGUCAGGAAAGGGACGAUCGGCGGUCUCUGCCCACAAGGCCUCUAUCUCCCAAUCCUGAUCUUCCCAAUCGCCCGGAACGAUUCCCUGAUAUUCGCAAGCCUCAGAGUCAUAACCAGCCUCCUCGCAGCGAUGAAACACCAAGGGGUCCGCGCAGUGACCGACUACCUCCAACUUCUAUGGAAGGUCCGGAUUAUCGCGAUUUAGGCCGUGGCCCUGAUCCUCUUGGAGGACGACCGCGUCAAGCUGAUCUAAUGCCUGAUAUACCCUCCGGACCAAAAAGCAGACUUCCGUCUAAUCGGGGCGGGCGAAACGCGCCAGCGUCCCACCCUGGGUCGGGCCCUCCUGGUAGUGGACCUGCAGUGACUGACCGUCCGCCGCCAACAGGCCCUGGGCGCCAGGGGAUGCGGAGUGACGAGCCUCCUGCUGACGCUUCAUCCCCUACCGCUGAUAAACUGGAAGCAAGUGGAAUCCACCCUGAUCGACUCAAGGCCUUGCAAGGACAAACUUCGGACAAGGUGCACGGAUCCAGCCCGCGUUCCAACCUUCCACCACCCCCACCGGCUAUUAUUCCUCCUUCGGGGCCUCGUGGCGGAACUGGCCCGGGUUCAGGAUCGUCACCCCUGACUCGUGGGCCUCCAGGCGGCCCAGGCUUCAACGACAGGCGGUUUGCGAAUCUGAACAACGUUCUUCAGCAGUCUAUGUCUAUGACACCUGCAGCAGACCGUGGGAUCGGUCCAACUAUACGGGGCCGUGGUGCCAAUCGACAGUCCGCAAGCGCUCAAGCGCAAUUACCGCAGUCAGCUAGACUACCGCCCCCAGGGGCCGAGGAUGGGCCCCGCUCCGGGAUGCCGACCCAGAAUAAACCCGAUCUUCUUAGCGGAAGGCUAUCUGGACAGCCUGAAGGCGAUGGGCAUCCUAGAAGUCGGCCGAGUGGCGGCGGUCGUCACGAGUCUACUGAUGACAUUAACCCUGAUGGUCGCCGGUUACAACGCUAUUCGACCGGAGGUAGCUUCUCUCACGACCGAGAACGGGAAGCCGAACGAGAGCGGGAUCGUCGUGGCGGUGAUAAUGACGGGUCACGGAGCAGCAGCCGACGAGAAGAUGGACGAGAUCGCGCCCGCGAGCGGAGCCGUAGGAGUGAUGUGCCAUCAGGAGCCCCUCGGGAAGAACAUUACGAAUCUCGCGAAGCGUCCCGCCGCGGUGUUGGGCCUCGUGAGGACCGGCGGCGCCGUGAUCGUGAUGCUGGCCCAGACCCCUCCCAAGAGCAUGAAGGGCGCCUCCGUCCUCCCUCUUCGCACGGCGGACAACCCCCUCCACCACCACCUCCUCCUCCGCCCCCUCCCGGUGGACCGGAUGAAGAACGACGCUGGAAUAACAGCGGUCGGGAACCUCGAGACCGCGAGCGCGACCGCAGGGGUGACCGCCAGCGCGAUCGCAACUAUAAUCGCGAAAGCGGCAGUGGAGGCGGGCCUCACCGCAAACGCGGACGACCAGGGGACGAAGGCGGACAUAGUGAUGGAAGCAGCCGAGGGGGUGGACGCGGCGCAGGCAGCGACAACAAGCGUGCUCGACGUGGAGCUUGA